GAUGCCCCAGACGAGCAGCGAAUUGCAGCCGUCACGCUGGCGCAGCAGCGCCUCGAUCUCUGCAGCGAGGACAAGGUUGAUGCUGCCAGGGUGGCGCCGAAGCUGAAGAAGAAGAAGGACCCAGAUGAGUUCGGUGAGCUCUUGGUGCGAAACUAUGCAGCUGGAACAAGCAGCGCGGGCAAUGUUCAACAGCUGGCAUCGGGCGCGGUUUCGUGGUGUCAGGCUAUGGGUGGCAACGUAGAAGCAAAAGAUCUGGUGGGGAAGAUCUCCAAAAUUGCAGCCUGUGGCAAGCAUCCACAAAAUGCUGAAAGAGACCUUCAGAACACUAUCAGGUCUUUUGGAAAAUCUAUGGGCAUCAAGAUCGAUAACGCCCCCGUGAGGAUGUUUGACCCUUCAACUGAAGCCAUCUUCGAAACCAACAUUCCUGUCUUGUGCCCAGUGUCGCUGGCAGAAGCAAUCUGGAAACUCGGCGCUGAUGUCUUCGAAGCGGUUUUCCUUGGCAAGGAGGGCCCGUCUGGUGCGGAAAAGUUCUGGAAGAACGCAAAGCAGAAUGCUUCGUGGUUUCAAGCGAACACCAUAGCAGAACGCGCCUACCGUGGACUCAUCCCCACCUACCUGUACGGGGACGAUGUUGAAGCCUAUCGGAACUCGGAUCCCGGGGCAAUCUCUGCCAUUGGGUGGGGUUCUGAUUUUGGCAACAAGAACGAAGCCAUGCUACAGACAUUCCUUCUGACUGUCUACGCUGAAUACACUGCUUGUGAAUUCACCCACAAUGACAUCGUGGAGUUUAUCAUGGCGAAGUUCAAGCACAUGGCCGACGUUAAUGCGGAGGAUGUAAGGGAAACCUUUACUGACUUCAGGGAGAAUUCCAUCCACAGAUCAACGGGCCGGGUGAGCACUGCAGACUACAUGUCAAACAAAGCGCUGGAGGACCUCCCACUGCCAAUGCUGCACGGCGUGGCAUUGUCUCGAUUCUUGCACGAUACGACGCACAGCCAGUUGCUGGGAACGUCCAAGGUUCUCAACGGAAGCAUCUUGACCUAUCUUGUGGAAAGUGGCAUGUACGGACCCCUGCCAGACAGAGGUUUCUACGAGCACAACAUGAACUCGCUGUUGCGUUUUGCCUUCUUAGACUUCAAAACCUGGCUGCGCCUGAACCAGCUGAAAGCUACGCAGCCCCGGUUCACACCCUCCCGGCUGAAUCGGAAGCACCGCGGGAUGUAUCCAUGCUUAGCAGGAAAGGCCGUGAACGGCAAGCGCGUUAGCUUUUGGCUUGCGCAACGGAGCAUGGAGUGGGGCGAGCGCGUUGGUGCAACAGCUGUGGAUAAGGAGAUCGCAAUUUGCAUGUGGGCAUACUGCUCAAUGCUGCGAGCGUUCGAUCAAUCUGGAUUGGUGUGCUCUCGCGAAGAAGCUGAUUUGAUGUACGAGCAUGGGAACCUGUUCUUGCUCUCCUAUGCCCACCUUCGUGCCCGUAGCGCGCUCAGAAGCGGUGAUCAGCAGGACGCUGCCAGCAGCGAAGAGUAA
Messenger RNA from Symbiodinium pilosum, 1524 nucleotides. NCBI's taxonomy places the organism in Eukaryota, Dinophyceae, Suessiales, Symbiodiniaceae. The record is from the annotation of a GenBank genome assembly.